Molecule: messenger RNA, 888 nt
Organism: Entamoeba dispar SAW760
Lineage: Eukaryota; Evosea; Mastigamoebida; Endamoebidae
Exons: 1
Coding region: 1-888 (295 amino acids)
Source: RefSeq, a predicted model, not a curated record
AUGAGAGUUAUAACAAUUGUAAUUUUAAUUUUUAGUUUUAUUAUCACCCUGUUUUUAUUACAGGUACUUAUCUAUACUCCCAAAGUUUCCUUAGACGUAAGUCCAUCAAACAUUAUUCCUCAAAUUAACAAACCUUAUAAAGACAAUGACGUAAAUGAAAAUAUAGAACCUAUUAAAUUAACUGAUGAAGAAAUUUUAUUAAGACCAAAAAUUUAUCCUAUCCCCAAACCCUCUAUUCAAAGAAAAUUUAAAAUUGGAGUUGUGCCUAUUCCUGGUUCUAAAUUACCAGAGUUGCCAACUCAUAGUAAUAUCCAAUUUAUUCCACUUCCACUUUCUGCUCGUUCAGAAACAAAGUAUUGGCCAAAUAUGGGAUAUUACAUUUCUCUUUUUGGGUUUGAGUAUAGAACCGAAACUAAAGAGCAAUAUCCUUUUAACCAAUACCAAGAAGAUGUUACAUUUGUUCAAGACUACUACACAUUUUCUAAAACACUUCGUAAAAAUGUGGAUUUAAUUUUUAUUGCACCAAUUGGAAUAAAAUUAGAUUCAGCUUUUGCAAAUAAUUUGUAUGAAUUUAUUAAUAGUGCUAUUGAAGAAACACCUAAUUUCUGUAUUCUUCAAACAUACAUGUCAAAAGCAGAAAGAGAACAAAAUCAAAUUCAUGGGUCUACAUAUAAAUUAAAAGUUAAUUGGCCAAAAUAUUCAUAUAAGCAACUUGGGGGAUUAAUUACAACCCCAGAAAUUUUCUCAAGAAUGCCUCACUUUUUAUUCUCUACACAUUAUUUGAAUCGAUUCGAUAUUAUUCUCCAACACUAUUGUGAAGUGGUAGAUGAUCCAAUCAUUGUUUCUCCAUACAAUCUUUUUAGUAUUCCAAAUGGUGCUUUUAAUUGA